AUGAAUGCUGUGCGGAUAAUUCUGAUUGUUUCUGGUUCUCUUGGUCAAACAUUUAUACCUUCCAUUCAUGAUUUGACUCAGAUUGCUUACGUCUAUAUCUUUUGUUUCGAUGUAGAUAAGCACAACAGUUGGACAAAACAAUGGAAUAAAAUCCGUGGUGUCUACAAUAAUGAGAACAGCUUAUCAAGGAAGCUAAAAGAUGAUUUAAGAUCCUUGACUGAAGUUAACUUACCAUUUGGAUUAUUCGAUACCGGCCAACGUUCAUUGAAAGAUUUGAACAAUGAACAAGCUUCUUUCAUGUGGUCUCAAUUAAUCACUGAAGUUCUUUUACGUUUACCACAAUCAUCCGAAGCCAAAGCAGAGAUGAUCGGUGAAUGUCGAUUGAGUUAUAAAGACAAUGAAGUUCAAUUGAAGAACAUUGAAAUAUUUGAGAAGAGUUAUCGAGAAAAUGAAGCAAUUAAAUGGUACACUAAAAAUGGCUUUAUCUUUCAACUAUUUAACAAAGCUUUUCGUCGACAAGAUUUCGAGGUUAUCUUUAAAUAUCGUUAUUUUCUUCUUGAUUUAUUCAAAGAAAUACACUCCUUAUACGUGCAACAGUAUCAAACUGUGCAACAGCAUCUAACCGUUUAUCGUGGACAGAUGAUGUGGAAAAGUGAACUUAUGAAAAUAAAACAAAAUGUUGGUCAUUUAAUAUCCAUCAAUACAUUUUUCUCAACAUCUAUUUCACCAAUUGUUGCAGCGAGUUUCUGCGGUAAUGGUGAGUAUGAAUCUGAAGGAAUCGUCUCAGUCAUGUUUGAAAUUGAACUCGAUGCCAGUACUCCGAGUCGCCCAUUUGCAAGGAUUGAAACGUCAAGUGUGAUUGGAGAUGAGCGCGAAGUUCUUUUUUCUAUGGGUACUGUCUUUCAUGUUGAAAAUGUCGAUCAGGAAACAGAUACAAUCUGGUUGGUGAAAUUAACUUGGAAUCAUCAGACACAAGAAAAACUCAAAGAGAUGAAACAGCUCACUGAUCUGCUAGAUUUUUAUACUGGUCAACGUAUCGGUGAUCAUCCAUCAAUAUUGACGUUUGGUUACUUUCUUUCUAAAAUGGGUCUCUUACGUCAAGCGCUUCGUUUCUAUGUCUAUCUACGUAAAACAUUACCCAAAGACCAUUCAGAUCGAGGAGUUUUACACAAUAAUCUUGGAGAAGUUUUAAGAAAAUUGAACUAUUUCAAUCAGGCACGCUAUCAUUUUGAGAAAUCAUUGGAGCUUUGCGCCGAUACUAUGUCAAUUUAUCAUCCACUCUGGGCUAUUGUACAUAGUAAUAUUGCUCUACUCAAUCUCAACUGUAGAAAGCCGAAGGAAGCUCUAAAAUGUUAUCGUUAUGCCGCAUUUAUACUUUCUCGAUACAUCGCCGACGAUGUAGAGCGCGAUUCUAUCUACAUUGAAGAAGCUUUAGCUGGCAUAUAUCAUGGCAUGGGUGCAGCAUUCAUCUAUCUCGAAGAAUAUCAAAAUGCGACUGUUUGCCAGCAGAAAGCUUUAAAAAUAGAACUACGUAUUUUACCAAAUGACCAUCCGACAUUAGUUGAAUCUUAUCAUGAAUUAGGCAGUUUAUAUAUGAAAUUAAAGAAAUAUUCCGAAGCUUUGAAAAAUUAUGAAACUGCUUUGCAAAUAGCACAAAAGAAUUUACUUGAGAAAGAUCAACGAUAUAUUUGGCUUCAUGUGAAUAUUGCCACUUUAACCUUUUAUAUCGAAGCGGCAUGUUAUCAGGAUUUGAAUGAUAAUAAAAAAGCUCUAUAUCAUUACCAACAUUCAUUGGAUAUUCUGACAGUUGAGAAUAAAGAAGAAAGUAUACAAACUGCGAUUAUUCAUUGUAAUAUUGCUUUGAUUCAUUUCGAACUGGAUGAAUUGAGUCGAGCAGAAGAACAUUUACGUAAAAGUUUGGUCCAAUAUAAAAAGCAAUCAAAACAUCAAUCUGAUCUACUAGAUGUGAAGAUAUAUAUUGCAUUGGUCAAGAUUUACCAACGAUGGGGCAACCGGCACAUGGUGUGUAAUUAUUAUCAAUGCAUCGUCAAUCAAAUGAAAAUCGACAGAGCAGAACCGUCUAUUAUUAAAAAAUUUGAAAAACUUUUACAAAAUGCAAUUGAGAAAAUCAAUGUUGAUUGA
Adineta steineri is the source of this 2142-nucleotide messenger RNA. The record is from the annotation of a GenBank genome assembly. Lineage: Eukaryota; Metazoa; Rotifera; Eurotatoria; Adinetida; Adinetidae.